Molecule: messenger RNA, 1699 nt
Organism: Amyelois transitella
Lineage: Eukaryota; Metazoa; Arthropoda; Insecta; Lepidoptera; Pyralidae
Exons: 3
Coding region: 211-552 (113 amino acids)
Molecular function (GO): protein binding
Source: RefSeq, a predicted model, not a curated record
CCGUUUAUGAUGCACCAGUAAAACGAUAAGCACAAUACAAUUAACAUCAAUUACAAUAUUAAAAUUAAAAAAUUGAUUUGAUUCGCUCGCCCGUUUCAAACGAAGAACAGAUUGAAAAUUAUUAUAGAGUAACAAACAGACUAUAAAAACAGCUGUGAGUGGAAACAAUUUUAGUGAAUAAGUUUCGCAUUUGGACUCAAUUAUUUGGAAAUGUUAAGCGGGAAGAUACUUUUGUGCGUUGUUAUUUUAGCUGCGUUGCGGCAUUCGCAGUCAGCCAGUAUCCCGCUAAUACCUUUCCAAGUGGGCGAUGACAAUGAGAUCAGACACACUCCCCCCGAGAUCAGGAUACCGGUGGAGCUGAUGAGGGCCCGGGUGCGGGAGGGGGUGCCCCUCCCCCUGUGCGUGGGGAGGUGUGUCUCUCCCCCCACAGGACCAGUCUGUGCGUUUGAUGCGACGGGAACGGCCAGGACUUUCGCUACGUUGUGCGAGUUGGAAGCGGCAUCGUGUCGUGAGAGCACAUAUUACGCCAUCACGAGCUUGGGCGAAUGCUGACUGCCAAGAAAUUGAAGUAACUUAUAAAAUGCCUUAACAAUAGUGUUAAUAGGUACUCCCUAGUACAGGAAAAUAUGAUCAACAUUACUCGUAAAUAACUUACAAUUAAUCUGAGCAAUACAUUAAACUCAAAGUCAUUAGAACGACCUGCAAAGUUUAGAAAAUUCAACCAUAUGCAUUAUUUUUCUACUGAGUAUAAAUAAAUUCUAAUUUUACUAUAUAAGUACGGAUAGCAGCUUAGAAACCUGACCCUUGCAUCAUUUACUCAUAGGUCAGUUUUAAUGUUAACUGUAUCUUAACUAAAUGUAGGUAAUAACUAAAACGAAAUACCUAAGUACUAGACCGUAAGUACCUAUAAACUAUCGAAAUUGUGUAAGAAAAAGUUUUUAUUUAGUUUUAAUGGUUCGGUAAAACAGUUCCUAAAUUCCAAAUUUUUUUCAUAAAGUAUGAACCGGAUUUUCUUAUUUAUUUAUGUUUCAUUUCGGCACGUUUAAGUUGAAAUUUGGUCCCGGGAAAUUACAAUAAUUAAAGGAAAUCACUCUCAAUCAUGUAAAUAUUCAUAAAAUCAAUCGAGUAGUACUCGUAAACCUUUUCAAUUUACUAAAUGUUCAAUUGUUUCGACAAGUUACAAAAAUCUUUGCUUACUUAAUAAUCAAACUAAAUAAAUAUUAAGAAAACUAAAUAUUUAACCAUUUUGGGUUAUUUUCACCAGUUAAACCCAUUCGGAUUACAAAUACAUUAUUUUAAAGUAGGUAGUUAUAUAAAACCCCCUAAUCAAAAACAUAUCAACAUACCCAGUGUCAUUCUCGCAAUUAUAAAAAUAAUUUGACGAAAUUUUUGUCUACAAAUACUGCUUCUGACGCAGUUGAUUCAAAAUUAGUUUCACGCAACCAACAUUGCUGAUCUUAAAAAUGUCAAUAAAAGCCAGGACUCAGUAAUACAUCUAAUUUAGUGAUUAUUAUUAUUGUAGUUAUGUCAAUACGUAAAGGUAGUUGCGCAAACUUCUAACAAUGUUAAUUAAGUUUUCUGCUAAGUUUUAAUCUUAUUUAUUGUACAAAGUACGAAAAUUUUCAUACCAGCUAAUGGUAUUGCUGUUGUUGUCAUUAUAAAGGACAAAAUAGCUUAAUAAAAUAUAUUUUAAAACUUC